This is a messenger RNA of Orbilia oligospora ATCC 24927, 1272 nucleotides long. RefSeq lists its product as uncharacterized. NCBI's taxonomy places the organism in Eukaryota, Fungi, Ascomycota, Orbiliomycetes, Orbiliales, Orbiliaceae. The coding region runs from base 1 to 1272 and encodes 423 amino acids. The record is from RefSeq and is a predicted model, not a curated record. The transcript has a single exon.
AUGUAUAUCUCCUCUCGCUUUAACCUCUUCGUAGUCGCACUUAUCGCACUCGUUUCCUUUUGCACAGCGCGCACAACAAUCACAUCCCAAAGCUGUUCCACUCGGUACUGCGCCAACCCUACCAAGGUCUUUCGUACCACCAAGACUAUCCACAAAACCGUGCGGUACACCGUAACUCGCUGGAAGAUCUCUACAAAAUAUAGGUCGACUCAUACACUCACGUCUACAAAAUAUGCUACGACGACCAGUUAUGCGACGAGUACUUUGAGGACUGUUACAAUUAUCAUUGGGACUACUACACGUACUCAGACUUUGGUUAAUUCGGUUUAUGCGACUGAGCCGUAUACGAUAACCAGCGUGAGGACUAUUGUUUCGACACCGACUUAUACCGUUCCUGCGGCGUCGGGAUUUUUGGCUGUGGAUAAUGAUCCGGACAAUUCCGCUUCGCCGGAAUACACCGCGCUCCCAGAGCCCGAUCGAAAACGAGAUAUCAAUGUUGAUAUCAAACCUCGCGAUCCGGCGAAUAAAUACGCCGCCGCGGUAACCUGCACGAAGACCCUCAUCACAAAGACUGGCACAAGUGAUCUAUGGAAGACAACAACCAAGACGGCUGGUGUAACUACAAAGCUGGUGUACAAAACUUUAACAAUCACUCGGACUGCGACUAAAACUGUGACUGCAAAAAAUGCGCCGACUACUCGUGUCAUAGUUACCAAAUACACAAGCAUUUUUGGUACUUCCACUACGACAAUCUGGACAAUGAAUCCCAUUACUGUUUCGACGACUGUUUCUUUAACAUCCCAAGCAACGACGACGGUUUAUGCGGCCUGCGCUAAUAGUAACAUAACACCGGAUUACGUUAUUAAUCCUCCCAGGGCUUUGAGCAAUUACGGCCCUGCCCCGGAGGAAAAAGUAGUUGAAAUUAUUGCGGAUGGUUCACCAGAGACUUGCUGCAUGUUAUGCCACACUUACAGCGGGCCAGGAAAAUGUAUGGGUAGUAUUUACAACUUCCGUGGUGCAGAGAUUCCAGAGGAAGAUUGUCCUGACGCCUUCAGGGACGGAGUUUUCCUCGGUUGGGAGUUUUGUCCAAACGAUCCGGAUGAUUGGAUGAGAUGUCAACUUAUCAUCUCUGAAGAUGAGGAGGCUACUUGUCGGACCCACGGGUUUGAAUUGAUACCUUAUGUUUUUGGAAAGACUCGGAUGAAGGAGAUUAGCAAUGGGCCGGGGUGUGCGAGGUAUAAAUACCAAGUACCUUCGGUUCCAGUGCCCUAG